Messenger RNA from Leptopilina heterotoma, 1213 nucleotides. Its product is annotated as zinc finger protein 853-like. NCBI's taxonomy places the organism in Eukaryota, Metazoa, Arthropoda, Insecta, Hymenoptera, Figitidae. The record is from RefSeq and is a predicted model, not a curated record. Bases 87 to 446 code for a protein of 119 amino acids. The transcript is spliced from 3 exons.
UAUAUUUUAAUAUAUUUACUUCUACCCAACAGUCUGACGAAAAUCCUGAACAAUUUGGGGAUUUUGGGAAUAAACAAACCGUUGUCAUGGAUACAAGAAAUCCAAAUGCAGAGUCUGAAAAUGCUGAAGGAUUACAAUUUGGGGAUUUUGGAGAAGAAAGAGAUUUAUCGAAUAAAUUUUGUCUGCUACGAGUGAAACAGGAAGUAAUCCCGUUGCCUCCAUAUCACAAUUGGCCUCAAAUUCAGCAACAACAAUCUAUUCUGCAACAGCUUCAUAAACAACAUCAGACAUUUGAACAGCAACAGCGUCAUAUCCAGCAUCGGCCUCAAAUUCAGCAACAAGAUUGGAUUCAGCAACAGUUUCAUAAACAACAACAACCUCCAAUCCAACAUCAAACUCUUGAACAGCAACAACCUCAUAUUCAGCAACAGCAACCUCCUAUCUAACAUCAAACUCUUGAACAGCAACAACCUCAUAUUCAGCAUCGGCCUCAAAUUCAGCAACAACAGCCUCCUAUCCAACAUGAAACUCUUGAACAGCCACAACCUCAUAUUCAACAACCGCCUCAAAUUCAUCAACAGCAGCCUCCUAUCCAGUAUGAGAAUCUUGAACAACAACAGCCUCAUAUUCAACAUUGGCCUCAAAUUCAGCAACAACAGCCUCCUAUCAAGCAUGAGAAUCUUGAACAACAACAGCCUCUUUUUUACCGUCGAUCUCCUAUUCAACAACGUUUCCCUAUUCAGCAACAAUUACCUAUUCAACAGUGGCCUCUUAUCCAACACCAGACUCUAGAACAACAACAGGCUGCAAUUCAGCAAUUCACCUCUAUACAGCAACAACCAAAUACUUAUCAACAGCGUUCUAUUCAACAAGAGUAUUAUAAUCAGCAGUGGCCUCCUCUUGAACAACUGCCUGCUCUGAAUGACAACAGUCCUCCUCAGGAACAAACUUCCAAUGAAAAGCAGGCUUAAACAUCCCGAGGAGGUGGCAAGAAGAAAGAAAGAGCAGGAAGAUUUAAUAGAUUUUUAAAAAGAAAAAGGGAACGUGACGAAGCAAGAGACAAGGCAGAAAUUUUAUCUAAUAUUUUUUCCGGGAUGGUGAAUGAAGUAUACAAGUCGACAAAAAAACAAAAAAAAAUAUUAAAUUAUGUUAUGUUACGUUAUGUUGCGUUAUUUUAAUUCAGUUUAAAAAUAUAAAUAAUUAUUUACAAUAA